GGUCGACCCAAUCUAUUACCGGAAACGGGCUCGAAUCUUCAUUUGCGCAUGCGCAUUCCGCGCUCUUCCUUUCCGACACUCGAGCGAAAAGAGACAAGAUGGGCCACCAACAGCUCUAUUGGAGUCACCCCAGAAAAUUUGGACAGGGUUCACGCUCCUGCCGAGUUUGCUCGAACAGACACGGUCUGAUCCGUAAAUACGGACUCAACAUGUGCCGCCAGUGCUUCAGGCAGUACGCCAAGGACAUCGGCUUCGUUAAGCUGGAUUAAAUGUCACGUUCAGAGAUGUCCGCCAAAUGUUAUCUGGAAGGCUGGAUGAUGGGAUGCAAAUAAAUGUUUUUCUCUAUUGGAAUGCUUUAUUUUCAAUUGUGAGAAUGACAUGUUUGUGAAUUAAACGUGAAACAUCAA
This is a messenger RNA of Corythoichthys intestinalis (scribbled pipefish), 407 nucleotides long. RefSeq names its product ribosomal protein S29 (gene rps29). NCBI's taxonomy places the organism in Eukaryota, Metazoa, Chordata, Actinopteri, Syngnathiformes, Syngnathidae. The coding region runs from base 99 to 269 and encodes 56 amino acids. Gene Ontology annotation, biological process: translation. The record is from RefSeq and is a predicted model, not a curated record. The transcript has 3 exons. Gene Ontology annotation, molecular function: zinc ion binding; structural constituent of ribosome. Gene Ontology annotation, cellular component: ribosome; cytosolic small ribosomal subunit.